GAAGUCUUGACGAUGAGACUGCUAAUUGGGGCACACCAUAUGAGAACUCGGCUAGGAUAGGGAAAGAGGAAGCGGAUGAAGUUAAAGAGUCUCCCAGGGUCCAGUCAAAUGAUGAUGUAUAUUUUGAAGAGGAAGUCGAUCAUGAUUUUGCAUCACAUCCAUAUAGAGAAGAAGCUGGCAAUUUUACAUAUGAAAAAGAUAAAGAACAUAUGAUAUAUAAGAAGGCUUUGGAGUCGCUUUCCGAAAAUGACGAAGUUCGAAAAUGUAUUCGAAAUUUUGAGGUUAAGCUAUGUGCUAUUGCCAUAACGCAACUGGAUGGGUACGUCCUAACUGGUUGUCAGGCUAUGUGCUGUGUUAUGAAUGAAAAAGUUUCUGAGAGUGUCCUCCAUUUCUGGACAACGACUGAAAAAAAACGCUACAGAGAUCGAAUUAACAUCGCAAGGGCUAAUGGUGUCUUGCGCAUGCUCGAAGCCACAACCGCUAAUCAACAGCACGUUUUUAGUAUUCAGCAACAAGACCUCACUAAUUUAUACCAAUCCCGCGAUGAUGAUUUGACAAAUACAUCUAUGAUGUCAUUGUCAAAUAUUUUAAAUUACCCAGGAAAGCGCAAGUUUGAGGAAGAUAAUCAGCCCAAGACACCACCUAUGAGACCUCGUCAAGUAACUGUUAUGACCCCAGAAAAGCCUUCCCUUUACAAACAUACUAUGCAACAUUUGGCUAAACAUUUUUCAGUUUAUGUUAAUGAACAAUGUGUGAUCAUGAAAGUAGAUCAUGUUGAUAUAAUUUUGAGACAAGUCCGUUCUUGGCUUGUAGAUAUAUUAUCAUCAGAAAAAGAUGUGUUCGAAAGCGCUAUUACAGCCUCACUAAAUCAAACUCCAGUCCAUCUAUUUCAGCAAGUCUGCAAAGCAAUUUUAUAUGACUUUUUUUCCAUGACUGAUAAAGGCUCUUUGAAUCGUUUUAUCGGGAAAAGGAAGUAUAUUGUGGAUAGGAUAGUGCCUUUAUUCAAGGCGAUUCAAUCAGUACAUAGAGAGUAUUCAUUUGACUGGAUCGAAAUACAAGCGAGUUGCAUCAGAGAUAUAAAAGAAUUGUUUCCAGAAUUCGAUUUCACACUACAUAAAGUUGAUGGGAUUGGUUCUAAGGUUUCAAGCAAUAAAGAAAUCAUAUUUAUUGAAGUGUCUGGAGGACCGGAGAAUGCUGUUAUAAAACACGUCAAAGAGGAUACUGAAAAAUUCAUCAAGGAGGCUAUGUUUAGUUUGAUCUCUUUACUUAGAGGCUACUUAGAUAAAGGCGCGGAAAAAGCAAGAAAUAUAUGCGUAUAUAUGGUGCAAUGUAUAGGCGAUCGAAUUACGCUAAGUGAAGUUUGUCUCGAUAAGAAGCAUUUUUAUAAGAUUUCGCAGAUUAAGUCUGCUAUGCUACCAUUUUCUUUUGAUGAAGUUGAAAAAUUUAUGGAAGAUGGACUUAAAAAACAAACAAGAGAAUUAAAAAAAUUAAUGCUUGCCGAUCCUAUUAGUAAUGUACCCACAAUUCGGGAUUGGAUCUGGGUCCCAAAAAAUCUUUCAAUGUGGGAAGCUACAGAAAUUAUAUAUGAAGAUUUCAACUAUGGAAGUUUAAACUAUGAAGAUUAA
This is a messenger RNA of Funneliformis caledonium, 1625 nucleotides long. The record is from the annotation of a GenBank genome assembly. NCBI's taxonomy places the organism in Eukaryota, Fungi, Glomeromycota, Glomeromycetes, Glomerales, Glomeraceae.